UCAUUAAGAUCGAUCAGAGAAGUGGUUCUCGACAUCAUGGAUGAUGAUGAACAAGUCAAUUAGUACCUGGUUUGGCUGGACACAGUGCUCUCCGUGUCGCUGUCCGGUAAACUCAUCAUGAUUGUUCUGACUUAUCAAAGCCACUCAAAAAUCACAGCUACUUUGCGAGUUGUUAUCGGCAAGAUCUGUCUCUGUACUCUGAAGAGCACACUGGGAGUAUUUAAACCCCAUGAACAUUCAGCGUCGCUGCCGUCAUCGUAUUCGUACCAUCAGCCCUGCGCCGCACGGUCAUUGCGCGGCCGGGGCUGCUUUACCGACUGCAGCAACAAUCCUGCAACUGUUCGUGCGAGGCUUCUUUCUUCCUUCUCCCCUAACCUGGUCCAGAUGGACCAGCCAAGAGCCGGGUUUCUUUUUUUGGGGGGCUGUUCUUACCUUGGCUGGGCUGAAUCGGAGAUCGUAAGCCCCGCUGCCGGCCUGACCAUUUUGGUAUCGGGAUACGGAUACGACCGAGCCGUUGCCUGCUCCGUUCCAUCGGUUCUUGUCAGGAACAAACAAACUUAGGUUUAUACGAGUACGGUAUCCAUUUACUGAUCCCUAGGCUCC
Messenger RNA from Aspergillus homomorphus CBS 101889, 603 nucleotides. RefSeq lists its product as uncharacterized. The coding region runs from base 118 to 561 and encodes 147 amino acids. Lineage: Eukaryota; Fungi; Ascomycota; Eurotiomycetes; Eurotiales; Aspergillaceae. The record is from RefSeq and is a predicted model, not a curated record. The transcript is spliced from 2 exons.